GGUGCUCAGGUGUUCCCCCACUAAAACUUAAUCCUGACUCCCGCCUGAGUUUCCCCGCCAGCGGUUUGACAUUAAUCCUGCUCGCCCGCUACGAGCUUUAUUAAUUGUUCAGUACGCGCAGUACUAGUAUUAUGGACGCGACGAAUAGUCCCGGUACGCCUUCGGAGUUAUUCGGAGGUCUACUCAUUGCACUUUGCAUCGCGAUAGCCUUAUACGGCGUUACACUCGUGCAGACGUAUAUCUACUCGCUAAAGAGCGGCAAGGACCCGAUAUGGAUGAAGAGCCUUGUUGGCGCAGUAUGCCUUCUGGAAACAGCUCACUUCAUCUCUGUGAUGAGACUGCUAUACUUCACUACGAUCAUCAUCCCCGAUCCAAAGAAUCUUGCAUUACGGGAAUCAAUCGACUGGUAUGUGUGUACACAAUCUCACGAGCCGUGUCUCAUGCAAUUAAACAUGUCCCCACAAAGGAGCAUCCCGCUUGGUCUUAUUUGCCAGGCGCUCAUCAUAGGCCUCGUCCAAGGGUUUUACGUUCUUCGGCUUUGGCUACUAAGUAAACGAUUCAAAAUACUCGUCUUUGGCACACCCGCAGUGGUCCUUUUUCGAGUCGUAUCUCUCAUCGUCGUGGCAGGAGAAUCAAUUCGUACUCCGGCUUGGAUGGCGUUCAUAAGACAGCAUGAGCCUAGCAUCAAGAUUACUAUGGCAGCUGCAAUCGUCGCUAACUCAGUGAUUGCCAUCUCUUUUGCUUACUACACUAGGCAGGGCGUACCAAUAGCUACCACCAGGCAAAGACAUACGGACAAUUCUCAAACACCAAUGACAUAUCUGCUGCAUAGCGGCGCACUUGCAGCUCUGAUAUCGAUCAUUGCUAUCUGCACAUUCCUGCGUAUGGAAAAUACUCUGGUAUUUGUUGGUCUCAUUGCGAUAGAGAACCAUUUGUAUGCAAAUUCGUUGCUCGGGUUGCUUGACUCUCGACCUUCAGCACAACCACGAAGACAUUUGGACGGGACAACUAUUGAAUUCAGUUCCGCCUUCUUCACGUUGUCAGAUUUAUCGACAACAAGCUCCGGGAUUCAGUCGAUCGGGUCCAUGCCGAAGCAUAACUCAACAUUACGCGCUAAGGACCGAUUGAGCUUCACUGCUAGAUAAAUAGACACACUCGCAUACCAGGUUUUAUAUGUAUUGCUCAACAUGUAUCCAUAGCGCACGAGGAAAGAGACUACCAGCAGUCGAUCUCCGAUUUUCCCUUGGUUAAGUCUGAUUGCCUAAUUCGGACGGAAACGUCCGAAAAUGGAAUGUCAACGACCGGUCUUUUUAUUUGACGUUUGUCCUCCGCAAGAGCAAACAACUUGCAUCCAGUAUCACCGAGAUUAUUGUCAGGGUACCAGGCCGCGGAUUAAUACAGGAGUUAUGGUGUG
Molecule: messenger RNA, 1414 nt
Organism: Somion occarium
Lineage: Eukaryota; Fungi; Basidiomycota; Agaricomycetes; Polyporales; Cerrenaceae
Source: the annotation of a GenBank genome assembly